AUGCGCCCUCUUGAUAACCAUUUCUCUGCUAUCUACAUAUCACAGAUCACCCCAAACAUUACCACGCACUACAACGACCCCGACCACGCACUAUGGCAUCGGAUUUUCGUUUUCGAAGCAGCCGUCGUUACCAGACUCCUGGACCCCAGGAGUCUGUCAACCCGGAUGUACGCAAAUACUUUGACACUAUUGUAUCCGACGAUGCUCCGGAAUGGCAGUCCAAGCCAGAUUCCUUCUGCCGAAGAAGUUCUUGGGAAAGACACACCAGAUGACUUUGUGAUUCUUAAUCCAAACAUUGUUGAUGGACCUUGGCCCUCCAAAGAAACAUACCUGGAAGCCCAUUAUAAUUUGCUGCAGGAAGACUCGGUCGCCCCGCUACGGGAUGCCGUUGCUAUGGUCCGGAACGAUCCUUUGAGGAGCGACACCAAAGACUUAUCUGUUUACGAAAGCGUCUAUGUUAUUGGGAUCACAUUAGCGCGCCCUGGUUUGGCAUUGCGUCUCCGUUUCUCAACUCGUCGUGCGGGCAAGAACAUUGCCUGGACGUACUCCGACCGUCUUAGACCGGGAUCGCUUAUUGCUCUUAGCCCAGUAUCAAAUGGGGUUAGCAGCAAAUGUGUGUUUGCUAUUGUUGCUUCGAGACUGCUUGAUAACGUCACGAAGGACCCUCCCGAGGUUGACAUUUACCUGGCUUCGUAUAACGAUAUCGACCUCGAUCCCCAGAAAGAAUGGAUCAUGGUGGAGGCCCGAAUGGGAUAUUACGAGGCCAACAGACACACAAUGACCGCACUUCAAAAGCUUAAUACGGAAAGUUUCCCGCUGAAUGAACAUAUUUGCACUUUAGAUCCUGAGAUCGGUACCCCGGGCUACAUUCAAUCCCAACCAAAUAUGAGCUUUCGGUCAUUGUCACAGGUACCUGGUCAGGAGAAUAUCCAUGAUAUACUCCAGCAAUGGCCAUCCUUGCCAAUGGGAAAACUUGAUAAGUCCCAAUGGUCAGCUCUGAGAGAGAUGGUCACCAAAAAGCUAGCCAUUACUCAGGGUCCGCCUGGAACAGGCAAAACGUUCACCUCUAUCGCUGCUCUCAAGUUCAUGCUUGCAAACAAACGCCCGAAAGACCCGCCUAUUGUCAUUGCCGCACAAACCAAUCAUGCUCUCGACCAGCUCAUCAAACAGAUAGCGGAGUUCGAACCGAACUACAUCCGAGUAGGCACAAGAAGCGCUGACUUUGAUAUUCAUAAGCGCACCAUCUUUGAGAUGAGGCGUGACAAUAUUGUGCCGCGGGUCAUAGGUGGACUACUUGAAAGUGGAUGGAAGCAACACAACAACCUUACGAAAGGUAUGCAGGAGGUUCUGAGCCCACUUACUCCGGCUAAAUCACAAAAGCCACUGAGUGCAGCCUUGCUUGUGGAAUAUGGAAUUCUCAGAGAAGACCAAGCCGAGUCACUGAGCAAGACUGCCAAAGAGUGGGAGCAGGGAGGAGACACUACCCUCGACCCUUUCCACGCCUGGCUUGGCACCACGGUGACGAAGUUCCGGUAUCGCUACACGUGUAACUUCGGUUUUGAGGAUGACGACUACGACCUAGAAUACGAGCAGCUAAAAGAAAUUGAGAUGGAGAACAAUCGCCAUGAAGAAGAUUGGGCCGCCCUGAAGGACCCUUUCGUCUCAUUCGUGCCAGGGUUUUGCGUCCCAAGACGUUACCGCGGCAUCAUCUAUGACCACUUUCGCAAGCAGCUGGUUGCAAGUGUGGUGAACAAAAUAUCUUGCUUUCGCAAGGAAUACGAGGAAUGCACCCGAAAGUUCAAGAUUGGGAAGUGUGAGCGAGACCACCCACCUCUACGAGAUGCAAAUAUUAUCGGGCUCACCACCACUGGGCUGAGCAAAUACCGAGGAACCAUUGCGAGCGUGAAUCCCCGUGUCAUCCUCAUCGAGGAGGCGGCAGAGGUCCUCGAGGCUCCUAUCGCAGUUGCCUAUCUACCAUCUCUUCAGCAUUUGAUUCUUGUGGGCGAUCACAGGCAGCUCAGAGGCCAUUGUGCUGUGGGCGACCUAGCCUUGGAGCCUUUCAAUCUUGAAGUCUCUAUGUUUGAGCGUCUGGUUGAGAAUGGAAUUGAUUUUACCCUGCUUCAACAGCAGAGACGAAUGAUUACAGAGAUCAGAAAGCUUGUGGCCCCUCUUUAUGGAUCAUCUCUUCUUGAUCAUCCCAAUGAUAGUUUGUCAUCGUAUGUGAAUGAGUUUGAGGCGUCGAUGGUCAUCGGACUCCUUGGAUACCUACUGAGAAGUGGAGUUCCAUCCACUGACAUCACAAUCUUGACAUUCUACCAAGGCCAGCGGAAGUUGAUCAAAAGAAAGCAAAACAAAAAUAUCCACACUGCACAAUACCACGUGGAGAUUGCAACGGUUGACUCUUACCAAGGCGAGGAGAACCAUAUAAUCCUUCUCUCACUGGUUAGAAGCAACGAACAUCGGGGAAUCGGCUUUCUCCAACAAAUAAACGGAGCCUGCGUUGCCUUGUCUCGCGCCAAAUCCGGUCUUUUCAUCUUCGGAAAUGCUAAUUGUAUCAGAAAACGAAGCGAAUUCUGGGAUGAAGUUGUUGACCAAAUGCAUAUGUCUGUGCCACGCCGCCUAGGGCAUGCUCUGCCUUUACUUUGUGAACGGCAUAAUAUGCGAACGCUAAUCAAAGUCGUCGAAGACUGGGACAAAAUCGAUGUCGGCUGCAAUCAGCCUUGCAGAGACAAUCUGCCAUGUGGACACCCAUGUCCCUCGAAAUGCCACGGACCCGAGCACGACUGGGUUUCCUGCCAGGAGCCUUGCGAGAUGAUCCGUGCUUGCUGCAUGGACCGCUGCAUUCACUGGUGUACUCAUCCACACAUUCACGAAUGUCCGUGCACUUUGGCUGGUGAACCAAAUGAAACCGGUCAGAUUCGCUAUGAAGAUCACCGGUCCCCGAAAAAGUCUGAAACCGAUAACGGCGAAUCCGCAACUGCCACUUCCUUCUUAAGCCGCACGCUUCCUCGUUCUCCUUCUCCCAUGGAUAUUCUCACAUCUGAGCAGCAUGAGGCGGGUCUGAAACGAUGGCGAGAUUUUGCGCAGUUUGGCGCCAUCCAGGAUGACUAUAAACGGGCCGGAAAACAACUGCCGGAGCGUCUUCGUCGUGCUGUUGCCCGACAACCUGCUCCUGCAAAUGAACAAGAGAAGCCUCGUUUAUCCCAUGACAAGGACUGGUUGCUCCUUGAUGACUUUGAGGCGGAGGUCUCUCAGCCGACUGGCGUUGCGACUACCAAGAGUGAUGACAAGAAGCAGUUUGACCCAGAGAAACCAUUGAUUGAGUUUGACUAG
This is a messenger RNA of Penicillium soppii, 3333 nucleotides long. RefSeq lists its product as uncharacterized. The transcript has 7 exons. Bases 1 to 3333 code for a protein of 1110 amino acids. The record is from RefSeq and is a predicted model, not a curated record. NCBI's taxonomy places the organism in Eukaryota, Fungi, Ascomycota, Eurotiomycetes, Eurotiales, Aspergillaceae. Gene Ontology annotation, molecular function: helicase activity. Gene Ontology annotation, biological process: regulatory ncRNA-mediated heterochromatin formation. Gene Ontology annotation, cellular component: nuclear RNA-directed RNA polymerase complex.